Molecule: messenger RNA, 967 nt
Organism: Owenia fusiformis
Lineage: Eukaryota; Metazoa; Annelida; Polychaeta; Sabellida; Oweniidae
Source: the annotation of a GenBank genome assembly
CCAAACGAAAUCAAAACAUGGCGGUAAAUUUACAAAAGUAGACCAUGCACACAAGAUUGAGACCGCCUGAUAGGAUUAUUCCCCUGCUGGAACUAAACCCAUUCAUUGUCUGUUCCAUAUGUAAUGGAUACCUGGUUGAUCCCCACACUAUCACUGAAUGCUUACAUACAUUUUGCAAGUCCUGCCUUGUGAAACAUAUAAUGGACGUGAGCCUGAAUUGUCCCAAAUGUAAGAUACUCAUCCACCCAACAGACCCCUUCAUCUAUAUUAAACAUGACAGUCACAUGCAAGAUAUUGUGUACAAACUGCUACCCCAUAUAGACCUAGCUGAUGCUCAGAAAAUGAAAGUUUUCUAUGAGAAACACGAUGCUGCUAAUACAACAGUUACAAAAGUGAAACCAUGGAGAUCAAAGAAACGUAGAACUGUGUAUGUGAAUCUUAAACUGACAUGUUUAGGACCAAGAGGGUCAGAGCAUAUAAAUCAGCCACAGCCAUUGACCAAGCCCUUUGUCCAGGUUGCAGCGCUGGCAACUGUAGAAAACUUGCAGAAUUUCUUACUUCAUAAACUCCAGUUAUCCAGCCAGUAUAAGGUAACGUUAUUCUACAAUGGUAUUCACCUUACAGAUCUAACAUCUACCAUUGUAGACUUGAAACACUGCUUUGGAUCGAGGCUAAAGGAGCUGUUCCCAUUACAAUAUAGAAUACAGAGACUGCCAACAGUGUUUACUGCUCACAAAUCUUUCACAUUGCAGUCUUGACAACAGGCAGUUGAAAAUGACUUAGAAAUGUGAAAAUGUGAAAGUAUAACGCAUCUGUGCCACACAAAUAAUGUGAAUACAAUGAAGGACAGUACAAAGAAUAAUGUGAAUUUGAAAAUGUGAAAAUAUGUAAAUCAUCUGUUCCUCACAAAUAUAUCAAGUACAGUACAAAGUAUAAUGUGAAUUUGAAAGUAUGGAAACCAGGUUUG